AAAAGAGAAGAAACAAAUACUAAAAAUCUCAUCCUUUACGUGUAAUAUAAACUCCGGCAGAACCACCGCCGUUGUCCGCUCAUCUCCGUCACCGUGAAACCCUAAUCUACACCCGUACGUCUCAAUCACACUUCACAAAUAUGAAUUAACACUAUUCAGUUCAAAUAAUCCUCAACAUCAUCCUACAGUUCUUCAAAUUUUCAGAUCAAUUUCAGAUUCAAUCAAAUCAAUGAUGGAGUUCGAGAAUCAAGGCUUUGAAGAAGCCGAAAUAGAUGCAUCUCAUGGAGUAAUGGAGUCUCUGGUUCUAGACGAUGACGAUAAUAACAAUAACAACGAUAAAAACACCGGUAACGAUAACAACAAUCCGUUAUCCAGAUCUAACGGCGUUGUUAACGGCGACGGUAGUCAACAUCAUCAUCCUCUAUCUUCUACGUUGCCGUUUGCGGAAAUACCGACCACUGACGACGAUGAUCCGUUGUUAUCAUCACCUUCACCGUCAUCACACCGAAACCCUAACUCGUUCAAUUCGCUUCUAGAACCUCCUUCGUACGCCGAUGCGGUGUUCAGAUCGUUUGACGGUGACCACGGGAAGCAAGUUAACGGUCAUGGUGCGGUUUCCACGUCAGCAUCGUCUUCUAGUUCUGAUUAUCUGAAAAUUUCUGUUACGGAUCCACAGAAGGAGCAAGAUCUGAACAAUUCGCUUGUUCCUGGAGGAAACAGUUUUGUGACGUACUUGAUUACGUCAUGGACGAACUUACCUGAGUAUAACGGUACAGAGUUUAGCGUUAGGAGACGGUUUAGAGACGUUGUGACGUUAUCGGAUCGGUUAUCGGAGUCACACCGAGGUUAUUUUAUCCCGAUGAGGCCGGAUAAAAGUGUUGUGGAGAGUCAGGUUAUGCAGAAGCAGGAGUUUGUUGAGCAGAGGAGAAUGGCUUUAGAGAAGUAUUUGAGAAAGCUUGCUGCGCAUCCGGUGAUAAGGAGAAGUGUGGAAUUGAGAUUGUUUCUGCAGGUGCAAGGGAAGCUGCCAUUGAUGAAGACGACUGAUGUGGCGUCACGGAUGCUCGAUGGAGCGGCGAAGCUGCCGAAGCAGUUGUUUGGAGAGUCGGUUGUGUCUGCGGCUGUGGAUCCUAGUGAUGUGGCGCAGCCGGCGAAAGGAGGGAGGGAUUUGUUGAGGAUAUUUAAGGAGUUAAGGCAGUCGGUUGCGAAUGAUUGGGGUGGAGCGAAACCACCGGUGGUGGAAGAGGAUAAGGAGUUUUUGGAGAAGAGGAAGAAGAUGCAGGAUUUUGAGAUGGAAUUGACGAAUGUGUCACAGCAGGCCGAAUCUCUUGUUAAAGCUCAGCAAGACAUGGGUGAGACCUUGGGGCAAUUGGGACUAGCAUUUGUCAAAUUAACGAAAUUUGAGACAGAGGAAGCUAAAUUUAACUCUCAGAAAGUGAGGGCUGCAGAUAUGAAAAAUGUGGCUACUUCUGCUGUUAAAGCCAGCAGAUUGUAUCGAGAGUUGAAUGCACAAACUGUCAAACAUCUGGAUAAGCUACAUGAAUACCUUGGAGUGAUAUUAGCUAUGAAUAAUGCAUAUGCAGAUCGGUCAAAUGCUUUGUUGACUGUACAGACUCUUCUAUCCGAGCUGGCAAAUUUAAAUUCUAGGAUCGAAAAGCUCGAAACAGCUGCCUCCAAGAUAUUCGGCGGUGACAGGUCUAGAGUAAGGAAAAUUGAGGAGUUAAAAGAAACAAUGAGAGUUACUGAUGAAGCUAAAAACUGUGCAGUUAGAGAAUAUGAACGCAUUAAGGAGAAUAAUAAGAAUGAGCUUGAGAGAUUGGACAAAGAAAGACAUGACGAUUUCUUUGGCAUGUUGAAAGGAUUCGUUGUUAACCAGGCGGGAUAUGCAGAGAAGAUGGCGAGUGUGUGGGAAACGGUUGCAAGCGAAACUAGUGGAUAUGCUACAAAAAGCUCUUAGUUUUUGUGAACAAUGUUAUGGGUUAGAUCUACUUGUAACAUCUUUUUGUACCUUUUUAUGUACACUCGGUUUGACUUGAGACAAAAUAGCUUUUGUGAACAAUUUUUACAAAAUACCUCCUUUUUGUAUUUUUAGCUUUGGAACAUUCAAUAAUCUUAUUAACAUUUUGAACUCAUAAUUGUAAUGUUUAUUUGAGAUUACUGGCUUUAGAGGCAUA
Messenger RNA from Helianthus annuus (common sunflower), 2171 nucleotides. Its product is annotated as sorting nexin 2B. The record is from RefSeq and is a predicted model, not a curated record. Bases 230 to 1954 code for a protein of 574 amino acids. The transcript is spliced from 5 exons. Gene Ontology annotation, molecular function: phosphatidylinositol binding. NCBI's taxonomy places the organism in Eukaryota, Viridiplantae, Streptophyta, Magnoliopsida, Asterales, Asteraceae.